AUGAAUGCCUAUCAUUUCUUGGAAGAUGUUACAAAUACAUUUGUGAGUCUUAUCCUGUUCGACGAAGAUCCGAAUCAAGUGGAAAUUGCAAUUUACGACGGUAUGGAUGGAAUUGUGAAUAAUCCGCUUUUCACGUUCUGGUCUGAAUUGUUUCCGAAAGGGGUAAGAAUCAUUCGUAAUGAUCCCUUUCCUCGAAACACUUGCUUUGCACGAAGCAUCACGAAUAUGUACGGAAUGAGGUCCCACUUUACUGAAUUUGGAGGCUAUAAAACGGAUACUUAUUGCUCAUCUCCGAUUUUGAAAGGCUUCAGAAGCUGGGCAAUCGAAAAACUACAAAUUGAUGGUACAGUUCCUGUUAAACGGUUGACACUUCUUUUCAUCUCCAGGCGACAGUACCUGUCUUCGAGAAGUAUUACAAGGGUUCUUGUAAACGAAGAUGUUAUCCUUGAAACCAUUAAAACCAGAUUCCCAUCACUAAAUGUGGUAGUGUUUCGUCCAGAGACCUACAAAACAUUUAAAGAACAAACGGUUAUUGCUGUCCAAGGAAACAUAUUAGUUGGUGUCCACGGUGCUGGUUUAGUAUACAGCAUGUUCAUGACUCCAGGCUCUCAUCUUAUCGAAAUAUUCAUGGACGAUCGUAAUUCGAUGAACAGACAUUAUCAUAACAUUGCUAUGUGGAUGGGUUUGCAGUACCAUUCCAUUGACUUUCAUGGAAAAGUUAUUCCACCGGAGCAAAUUGUGAAUGUUAUUGAUAUUGCGGUCAAAGAUCUCAUUAAAAUGUCCACAACUGCUUACACACAUGGUUGA
This is a messenger RNA of Bradysia coprophila, 807 nucleotides long. RefSeq lists its product as uncharacterized. Gene Ontology annotation, molecular function: glycosyltransferase activity. Lineage: Eukaryota; Metazoa; Arthropoda; Insecta; Diptera; Sciaridae. The record is from RefSeq and is a predicted model, not a curated record.